AUGGCUGCUGCGACUGUUGUGGACGCGUCCCCUGGUAAAGAUGUGGUCGCUGAGGGGCUGCUCGACCUCCUUAAGCCCGCUAUUCAGCAGCUCGACCUUCAUGUUCACUCAGUCAGAGAAAGCCAAGUAGAAUUAAGAGAACAUAUAGACAACCUGGCCACAGAGUUAUGCAGGAUAAAUGAACAUCAGAAGGUAGCACUUGACCUGGAUCCUUAUGUCAAGAAGCUGCUGAAUGCAAGACGUAGAGUAGUACUAGUAAACAACAUACUGCAGAAUGCUCAGGAACGACUGAGGCGCCUCAACCACAAUGUGGCAAAAGAGACAGCACGAAGAAAGACCAUGCUGGAGGCUUCAGGAGUUUUUACGUCCCGCUCCCCCAGUAAACCCUGACGCCUCUCCUGCUUUUCACAGGAAUACUGUGUAUUGAACAGGAGGGACAUGUCAGUACAGGAAACUGUAACAUGAGGAGGACAAGUCUUACUUUGAUAUUUAUUUAGCUGUUUUUCUAAUCACAUGCUGAUGUUCUGCAUUGGUUUGUCUAAUGUCAUCACUAUAAAUACAGGCUACUAUCUGCUUUAUAUUAGGUAAAUGGAUUAUUGUCUAAUUCUCUGACAAAAUGCCUGCUUUUUAUAGUAUCACAAAUUCAUACAUUUUGUAUUGCAAACAUGUUGCCAUUAAAAAAAGUGGUCAUCCACAUUUAUUUUAGUUUCUGUCUUGAUAAAGUGUUCGAAUAUCACUGAACUCUCCCUCUUUGUGUUCCAAAUUGUGUUUAUAGGUGCCUCUGGGUUCUCUAUGAAGCUCUGCUGACAUAAAUGUGUUGUAGCAAAUCACACAACAUAAAGCAUAAUGUUAUGAAAUUGUUUUUAUAGUAGAUGAUGAAAAUUAAACUUUCUUUGUAUGCAAAUUUAAAUAAAGCAAAGAUUUAAAUGUU
Messenger RNA from Limanda limanda (common dab), 931 nucleotides. RefSeq names its product SNAP associated protein (gene snapin). Lineage: Eukaryota; Metazoa; Chordata; Actinopteri; Pleuronectiformes; Pleuronectidae. The transcript is spliced from 4 exons. Gene Ontology annotation, cellular component: BORC complex; BLOC-1 complex; synaptic vesicle. The record is from RefSeq and is a predicted model, not a curated record. Gene Ontology annotation, biological process: regulation of synaptic vesicle exocytosis; intracellular protein transport; synaptic vesicle exocytosis. Gene Ontology annotation, molecular function: SNARE binding. Bases 1 to 390 code for a protein of 129 amino acids.